Molecule: messenger RNA, 4558 nt
Organism: Hibiscus syriacus
Lineage: Eukaryota; Viridiplantae; Streptophyta; Magnoliopsida; Malvales; Malvaceae
Product: symplekin-like
Exons: 27
Coding region: 153-4160 (1335 amino acids)
Source: RefSeq, a predicted model, not a curated record
AUCCUCAUCUCUCUCUCCAACCUCAUAAAUUUUUCAUACGAUCCGCCCUCCACUUCUAAGCCCUUACCCUUCAAAACCCUAAAUCAUUUCCCCUUUCUUCACAAUUCCCACCAAAAGUCAAUCAAAAUUCUUUUGGGGGAAAGACAAAUGCCAUGAUCGUUGUAGAUUCCAGAGACCAAGCCCUCUCUCUCCUCACCGCCGCUAUCAACCACUCCGAUUUGGCCGUGAAGCUUUCCUCUCUUAAACAGGCCAGGGACAUUCUUUCCUCUCUCGAUUCUUCAUCCACCGCCGAUCUCUUCCCCUACGUCGCCGACCUCCAGCGUUCUCCUCAUACUCUCGUCAGGAAAUUUCUUCUCGAGAUAAUUGAAGAUAUUGCAUUGAGGACGAUAGAGCAUUCUGCUGUACUUGUACCAGUUUUAGUAGCGUUCUUGAGGGAUGUUGACUCAGAUGUUGUUAAACAAUCUAUUGUUACUGGCACGCACUUCUUCUGCAGUGUUCUGGAAGAAAUGACACUACAGCAGUAUGGAAAAGUUGACCAGUGGGUUCAGGAACUAUGGAUGUGGAUGAUUAGGUUCAAGGAAGGUGUGUUUUCCAUUGCAUUGCAGCCUGGUCCAGUUGGGAUAAAGUUGCUGGCGCUGAAAUUUUUGGAGACAUACAUCUUACUUUUUACACCCGACAACGUUUAUUAUGAAAAGUUUGAAGCUACCAGAGGAAGUAGACGGACUUUUAAUAUAUCAUGGCUAAGUGGUAGUCAUCCUAUUUUGGAUCCAAUUGCUCUAACAUCAGAUGCGAACAGGAAUCUUUUUGUUUUACUUGAAAUGUUGCAAUCAGCCAGUAGUCUACCUGGAGCUGUAACAAUCAAUAUUGUCAAUUGUCUUGCUGCCAUAGCGAGGAAGAGACCCCAACACUAUGCCACUGUUCUUUCUGCACUGCUUGAUUUUAAUCCAAACUUUGAGACGGUGAGGGAAUUUCAUAAAGCCAGUAUUCAGUAUUCCUUGAGAACUUCAUUUUUGGGAUUCCUGAGGUGUACUUAUCCAGGCAUUGUAGAGUCGAGAGAGAGAUUGCUUAGAGCUCUACAAGCAAUGAAUGCAGGGGAUGCUUCUGAUCAAGUCAUCAGACAGGUUGAAAAGAUGAUAAAAAAUAGCGAGCGUGAGCGCGUUUCCAGGGAAAUUCAGUCAGUCAGGGAUGUUAAAGCAUCAAGCCAAGCAUAUAUUUUAGGGGAUGUGUCAAAGAAAAGAUCUAUGCCUCAAGAUAAUGAAGAACUAACAAAUAGUUUUGAGAUAGCUUCCAAGCGUAUUCGCUCUGGUCCCAAUUCCCACUCGACACCACCCACUCAAAUUAGCGAUUCCGGGCAGGAUUUUUCUUCUGUUAAUGGAGCAUCUCCUAGUUUUCCACUUUUGGAUGAUAAUUUAACUCCCGUUGAGCAAAUGAUUGCAAUGAUUGGUGCUUUACUUGCAGAAGGAGAAAGAGCUGCUGAAUCUCUUGAAAUUCUUAUUUCAAAAAUCCAUCCUGAUCUGCUGGCUGAGAUUGUCAUCACAAAUAUGAGGCACUUGCCAAAAAGUCCUCCAUUAUCGAAGGUUGGGACAUUGCCUACAACUCAGCAAGCCGUUAACAUAAAUAGUCGGGUUCAAGUUUUUCCACCUGUUCCAACAAAUCCUUUGCACACUCCACUUUCAACUCCCCAAUUGCCUGUUACUUCAGCUGCUACAACCGGUUCAUCCAUAUCUGAUACAUCUACAGUCAAUAAUUUUGCUGCAGAUUCAAAACGUGACCCAAGAAGGGAUCCCCGUCGCCUAGAUCCACGACGGGCUGCUGUAUCUGUUGGAAUGUCAUCCACACCUGUUCUGGAGGACAGUGUAACUGCAAUAUUUGAAUUUGAUGGUUCUAUUUCUAAUAAGCCUCUUUCAGUGCCAGUUGUCGAAACCCCUCCUGUGCAUUCUAUGCAUAACAUUCAAAGCAAUGAUAAGAUAAUAGAAGGUUCAUCGAUUGUUGGUGUUGAGCAACCAUCUCCCGAAGGGGAUGUUGUGGGAGGUGAGGAAGACAUUGCUCCCAUUCUAGAGGUCAAUAGUCCUUCCAAUCGCACAGUUUCUCCUUAUAUGGAUGAUGUAGAAUCAGCUGAAUUGAAAGCAGAUGCCGAAGUGAAACAUGAUACCGAUGAAUCAUUGUCUCCAGAGUCUGAUCAGAAUUUCCCAGGUUCCAUAACCGUAUCUUCUUUGGAUGAGACUGGUCGUGAUUUACCUGUGCUACCAUUAUAUGUUGAGCUAACUGAAGAGCAGAAAAGAAGUGUGAGAAAAUCAGCAGUUCAACAGAUCGCUGAAUCAUACCUGCAUCUUUAUUGGUCAGACUGUAACGAAAUGUGCAUGGCAUUAUUUUCCCGGUUGGUUGGUCAGAUUGAUGCCGAUGAUGACAUUAUCGUCAUGUUGGGGAAACAAAUUGUCGUGGAUUACCAACAACAAAAGGGUCACGAGAUUGUAUUGCAAGUUCUCUACCAUCUUUAUUCUCACACAGUUACAAAUUCAGUUGACAACUCUUCAUAUGCAGCUGUUCUUUAUGAAAAAUUCCUCCUAGAAGUGUCCAAAUCAUUGCUGGACACUCUUCCAGCCUCGGAUAAGUCAUUUAGCAGACUUCUUGGUGAAGUUCCUUUUCUGCCUGACUCUGCCUUGAAACUAUUAGAUGAUCUCUGUUUUUCUGAUGUGUUUGAUAUUACUGGGAAAGAGAUUCGUGAUGCUGAACGUGUGACACAGGGCCUUGGUGUGGUCUGGAGUUUAAUUUUGGGACGUCCAAAUAAUCGGCAAGCCUGCUUAGGUAUAGUACUGAAGUGUGCUGUUCAUUCUCAAGAUGAUAUUCGAGGGAAAGCUAUCCGGCUGGUAGCAAACAAACUUUAUCAACUAAACUACAUAUCUGGGGAAAUUGAGAAAUUUGCAACAAAUAUGAUGCUGUCGGCUGUGGGUCAGCGUGCUGCAGGUGCUGAGUUUAUGCAGUCUGUAUCCAUUGAUGAAAGAGUUGAAAGGGAGGUUGGAAGUGGGGACACAUCUACUAGUGGAUCUCAACUUUCAGAGCCCAGAGCUUCUGGAAUUGACCCCGAAAAUACAGAAUCAGCAAGUAGUAGUUCUUCAGUAGUGUCAUUGCCUGAAGCUCAACGAUUCCUUUCUCUGUUUUUUGCUUUAUGCACAAAGAAGCCUAGUCUUCUUCAACUCUUAUUUGAUAUUUAUGGGCGAGCACCAAAAGUUGUAAAGCAGGCUUUUCAUCGCCAUAUACCUAUUGUAAUUAGAGCCUUGGGUCAGUCUUAUUCUCAGUUGCUCCGAAUAAUAUCUGACCCACCCCAAGGAAGUGAAAAUCUGUUAACUCUGGUGCUGCAAGUAUUGACCCAAGAGGCAACUCCUUCUCCUGAUUUAGUAGCCACUGUGAAGCAUUUAUAUGAGACUAAGCUGAAGGAUGCUACUAUUCUCAUUCCAAUGCUAUCUUCACUCUCCAAGAAUGAGGUGUUACCUAUUUUUCCUCGGCUUGUUGACCUUCCAUUGGAAAAGUUCCAGCUUGCACUUGCUCACAUAUUGCAGGGUUCAGCCCACACUGGUCCUGCCUUGACCCCCGCUGAAGUAUUGGUAGCCAUCCAUGACAUCCUUCCUGAAAAAGGUGGUCCUCCACUCAAAAAGAUAACAGAUGCUUGCUCAGCUUGUUUCGAGCAGCGCACAGUUUUCACCCAGCAGGUCUUAGCAAAGGCCUUGAAUCAGUUGGUUGACCAGGUCCCUCUUCCGUUACUUUUCAUGAGAACUGUUAUUCAGGCAAUUGAUGCUUUCCCUACCCUGGUCGAUUUUGUCAUGGAAAUCCUAUCCAAACUUGUGAGUAAACAGAUCUGGAGAAUGCCGAAGUUGUGGGUUGGGUUCUUGAAGUGUGUGGUUCAGACACAACCGCAUUCAUUUCCUGUAUUAUUACAGUUGCCGCCGCCACAACUCGAGAGCACGCUGAAUAAAUUUGGCAGUCUCAGGAGUUCCCUAGCUUCUUAUGCAAGCCAACCAAAUAUAAAAGGUUCACUGCCUAGAUCAACGCUUGCGAUUCUCGGUCUUGCAAAUGAGCAGCAUAUGCAGCCGCAGCAGCAACCGCAUAUGUCAAACUUGCAUUCGUCAGAUGCUUCUUCUGUUCAGGGAGCAACUACGACAUAAUAUUUCAAAGUUGAUCCGAUUCUAAUUGACCAGCUGAACACCGAGUCCAGAUGCAAUGGUUUUUGGGAUGAUCGUAACAAUGAACCUCGCAUGUGAGCUUUGCUUGAUUCGGUAUGAGAACACGUAUACCUAGUUGGUCGUGAAAUAAGCAUUUCUAGAGAAGGCAUAAGCAACGAAGAAGAUUGAUGAGUUACCUCCAGCUUUGUGCAAUUUUCUGGCAUCUGUAAAUUGAAUGUGUAUCAUAUAAACCGCAUAAGGUUUCUCUUAUGUAUCAAGGGGUUUACUUGUGUUGGCUCAGGGGUCCUGUUUCAAUGAGUUUUAGGUCACGGGGCAUUUUGAUUUUAAAGGCAAAAGAGAAUUAAAUGUCAAAUAUAUCAGUUGGCUCAAGCCUACAUGGA